Messenger RNA from Penicillium maclennaniae, 285 nucleotides. RefSeq lists its product as uncharacterized. Bases 1 to 285 code for a protein of 94 amino acids. NCBI's taxonomy places the organism in Eukaryota, Fungi, Ascomycota, Eurotiomycetes, Eurotiales, Aspergillaceae. The record is from RefSeq and is a predicted model, not a curated record. The transcript has 2 exons.
AUGGUUAGCCAAAGGCGGCAGUGGAAUAGCAUUAUCCCUUGGCAUGAGAGUCGACAGACGCGAUUGAUAUGUCACGUCGAGAGAGUGACAUUAUGGAAACAUGGUCUUCGAGAAUGGUGCUCUGCCUUUUCUCGUGAACCGACGUUGUCCUUGUGCAAGGUCUUAGUUGAGGAGCUUCGAGUGCGAGGUCUUGUAAGGGCUUUGGGCCUGAUGUUGCGGAUCAUGUGGGAAAGCUCAGGACGCGGUUGGACAUGUUCCGGCAAAGUUGAAGGUUGCAUCUCCUGA